ACUCACUGUUUACAAAUUCAAAAAUCAACAAUACAUUAAGAACAACUAUAAAAGAUGAUCUUUUUUCAUGUCUUGUAUCAUGCCCUGAUACCCGGAAAAGGGCUAGACGAAGAACUCUGGAAGAUAAAUUGGUGGUUUUGAUCCUAUCACUCUGCCAUGGCUGGGCCGUCAUGGUUGGUUGACAGUAAUAGAAUAGCAACAAAGAUCAAGAGUGCAUCUAGCUUAUGUGAGCCUGGAAAAGACAACUGGAAAAGCAACCCAUCUAGACCAUGCCCUAAUUGCAGAUAUAUUAUUGACAACACUGAUGUGACGCAAGAAUGGCCAGGAUUACCCAGAGGUGUGAAAUUUGAUCCAUCUGAUCAAGAGAUUAUGUGGCAUUUGCUUGCGAAAGUUGGGGUUGAGAAUAUGAAGCUUCAUCCUUUUAUUGAUGAGUUUAUUCCAACUUUAAAUGAAGAUGAUGGAAUUUGUUACACCCAUCCUCAGAAUUUGCCAGGUGUUAAGCAAGAUGGAAGUUUUUCUCACUUCUUUCAUAGAGCAAUCAAGGCCUAUAACACGGGCACUCGGAAGCGUCGAAAGAUACAUGGUGAUGACUUUGGUGAUGUCCGUUGGCACAAGACCGGAAAGACCAAACCUGUUAUCUUGGACGGGGUUCAAAAGGGCUGCAAAAAGAUUAUGGUUCUUUACGUGAGCCCAGUCAGGGGUGGGAAAUCGGAGAAAACCAAUUGGGUGAUGCACCAAUAUCAUGCAGGAACAGGAGAAGAUGAAAAGGAGGGGGAGUAUGUUAUUUCCAAGGUGUUUUAUCAGCAACAAGUAGUCAAGCAGACUGACAAAUUUGAAAAUGAUUUGCCUGAAGGUGCUGAUAUGAUGAUUACAAAAGUAGAUCCAGUCACUCCCCAGUCUGUGACUCCUGAUCCACCUCGUACUGAAAGGCGAUUUUCUGAUUUUGAUCCAGGACAAGUGUCCACUACCACUUGCAUUGAUCCUUCUGCUCAGCAUGCGAUGGGGCAUGUUGAAGAUGAGGUACUAGCUGAAAAACCCAAGCAUCAAGCCCCCAUAAUGGCAGAAAAUUAUGCUGACCCUGUUGCAGAUAACAACGACAAUCAGAUUGGAGAAGACCAGAAAUGGUGGGACAGCGAGUCACAGAAUCUUUUAGAUUCACAACAGCUUGUUGAAGGCUUGUCUUUGUGUGAUGAGCUUCUCCAGAGCCAGUCUCCAAGUCGUGAUGCAAAUGAAAAUGGAGAAUUAAAGGUCAAGGCCUGCCUCUCUGACUAUGCUCAAUUGGGACCUGAACAUCUGAAGAAGGAUUUAGAAGAGUGCCAAGAUUUGGUCUUUGAUCCAGCAAACAUUGAACUGGACACACCCCCUGAUUUCCGGUUAAGCCAGCUUGAGUUUGGCUCACAGGAGAGUUAUCUUGCUUGGGGCGGAAGCAAGGUGGUCGACUAACCUUGGUCAAGACACCCUCAUCAUUGCAGCCGUGGACAAGAAAUUGCUUACUAGAGACUUGGUUCUGUAUAUCGACUUUAACAAAAACUAAGAUACUCUUGGUGGUGGCCUAAGUGCAUUUUGUCUGACCUAUCCUGGCAUUCAUGCCUUUUGAAAUGCAUUGUUUUUUCUCAUCCAUUUGCUUCCUGGAAGACAUUUGAACCGAACUGAGCUGUCUAUCUGGUUUUGUAAUGUGAAAUACAGCUCCAAGGGUUACUACAACCAAAUUCCAAAAAUACCAGCUACGUUGUAAAGCUUUUGAGACA
Messenger RNA from Diospyros lotus (date-plum), 1748 nucleotides. Its product is annotated as SUPPRESSOR OF GAMMA RESPONSE 1. Gene Ontology annotation, biological process: regulation of DNA-templated transcription. Gene Ontology annotation, molecular function: transcription cis-regulatory region binding; DNA-binding transcription factor activity. The coding region runs from base 157 to 1443 and encodes 428 amino acids. The record is from RefSeq and is a predicted model, not a curated record. NCBI's taxonomy places the organism in Eukaryota, Viridiplantae, Streptophyta, Magnoliopsida, Ericales, Ebenaceae. Gene Ontology annotation, cellular component: nucleus. The transcript has 6 exons.